Molecule: messenger RNA, 912 nt
Organism: Sinocyclocheilus grahami
Lineage: Eukaryota; Metazoa; Chordata; Actinopteri; Cypriniformes; Cyprinidae
Product: diphthamide biosynthesis protein 1-like
Exons: 8
Coding region: 25-912 (295 amino acids)
Biological process (GO): protein histidyl modification to diphthamide
Molecular function (GO): 2-(3-amino-3-carboxypropyl)histidine synthase activity
Source: RefSeq, a predicted model, not a curated record
UUGCACACAUCAGCUCGGUGUUCGAUGAGUAAUGCCUGUUUCACUCCACGUGCACUUGUUUGGAGAAAGAUGGCGGCUCCCACUAGCGAGAUGGAAGUGGUCACAGCGAAAAAACCUAAAGUGCGAGGUCCGAGGAGAGUGGCCAAUCAGAUUCCUGAUGAGAUCCUCAAUGAUCCAGAGCUCAACGAGGCCAUUAAGGCUUUGCCAGCUAGCUACAAUUUUGAGAUCCACAAAACAAUAUGGAGGGUGCGUAAUGCCAAAGCCAAGAGAGGGACAAUGCUGCUAUAUAUGGUAGUGCGAGGUCCGAGGAGAGUGGCCAAUCAGAUUCCUGAUGAGAUCCUCAAUGAUCCAGAGCUCAACGAGGCCAUUAAGGCUUUGCCAGCUAGCUACAAUUUUGAGAUCCACAAAACAAUAUGGAGGGUGCGUAAUGCCAAAGCCAAGAGAGUGGCCUUGCAGUUGCCUGAGGGUCUGCAGAUGUUUGCCUGUGUGAUCGCUGACAUCAUUGAGAGAUUCACAGAGGCGGACACACUAGUGAUGGGAGAUGUGACAUACGGGGCCUGCUGCGUGGACGACUUCACUGCCCGCGCUUUAGGAGCCGACUUCAUGGUGCAUUAUGGGCACAGUUGUCUCAUCCCCAUAGACUCAACUGAGGGCAUCAAGAUGCUGUAUGUGUUUGUGGACAUCCAGAUUGACACUGCCCACUUCCUGGACACACUCAGGUUCAACUUUCCCCCUGGCCACUCACUCGCCCUCGUCAGCACCAUCCAGUUUGUGGCUGCUUUACAGGCAGCCAGUGCAGAGCUGAAGCCAGAUUAUGAGGUGUUGGUACCUCAGUGUCGGCCGCUUUCUCCUGGGGAGAUCCUCGGAUGCACCUCACCUCGUCUGGAGAAGAAAGUCAAUGCCAUCAUGUAA